GCGACCGGAGAGGCUGCUCGUAGUUCAGGUUCUGAAGGAGCCCAGAAGAGUCCAGACAGCAGCAGCGGUGCAGGUGAAAGCAAGGACGCGUCAGAUUUCUCGGAACAGGGAGAUCCGGUGCAGCAUGAACUGCUUUUAGACUGAAACUCUCUGAAUGAACAGACCAUGAUGCCAUCGAGUUGCUUGAGCGUGUGAGCAUGUAGCUGCAGUAUGUCGACCAGCACCGAACGGCCGUUGCGAUGCCCGACCUGCGGUGAGGCAUGCGGGUUUGGAGACCACUUAUCAAGCGUCCAUUCCUGCCAGAAACUCUGGCUGACCCCAAGACGGAGCUCUGAGGGGGGACUGCUGUCCUUGCAUGCCCAGGGAGCACUCACUGCAUCGGGGAGCAUCAGCCUGGAGCUCCUUGAUGCUUUGAGUCUGGCCUCCUCAGCGGCACGUCCACUCCGAAAGAUCCUGAUCCAGAGAGACUCGCCGUCUGUCCUCCCGUCUGAUCUCUCUCCGGUGCUGGCAGUCGCCAUGACCUCCAGGGCUGGAGAUACGGAGGCAGGCGUGGGACACGCUGUAGCCCAGCUGGGUGUGCCGUGGCUGGGCAGGCUUGCGUUGGAGGCACGGCUUCAGCAGUUGGCGCUGGAGGUGCAGGAGCGAGUGUCUCUUAAACUGGAGGCGCUGCAGGAGGAGGUGAAGAUGAGGAGUGUGGAGGUGAGGAGAGCGAGAAGAGAGAGCGAUAGAAUGGAUCGAGAGAGGAAUGAAGCGGAGCAGAGAGCAGCUGAAAUGGAGCGUCAGGUGGACAUCUCUGUGGAGAUGUUGGCGAGCCUCAGACACGAGCUGAGAGACAGAGAGGAACAACUCCAACGCAAACAACUGGAAGUGUGUGAGCUGGACAGGUUUGUGCGUGACACAGCGGUCAGAGAAGUGAGCGCAAAGAUUCGCCUCCAGAAUUUCAUCGAGGAUCUACUGGACCAAGCGGAGAGGGCGGAGACACAGCUGCAGAACAUCCACCUACACGAUGAUGUCACUUCCCCUCACAGACACCUGCUGGGAGCCAAAGCCACAGGCUACCAGAGGAGUUACAGUGUCUCUGGGAUGUCCAGGAAAUCAUCUCAGCUGUAUGAUCACAGAGCCGUUCAAGACUGCAGGUAUGAAGUUGGACGUCCGCGUACGCUGUCGGUGGGGUCAGGAGGUUGGGAGGGUCACUGGGUGGGAGGGCAGUAUCAUAUGAUUUAUGGAGGGGUCGCGGGUCAAGACAGCCGUUCUGACCCGCCCUGGUUGAUCCAACACACCUACAGAGAUGCAGAAUCAGAGAACUGCUCCCUUCACAGCGCAGAAUCACAGGACGACACACACCAGCAGACGGGCUACAGGACGUACAGCCACGCAGAUGAGGAUCUAUCAGGACUUCACUGGUGCAUGAACAGACCGAGUGAAUUGAGCAUGUGUUCAGAGCGUUUGAGAAUGAAAGCAGCGCUGUUCUGUGUCUUUAUUUACCUGGAUACACACGCUUUACUCACGGCUGCAGAGGUCUGUAAAGACUGGUGUAGUGUUGCACGUCAUCCCGCUGUUUGGACCAGAGUAACACUUGAGAACGCACACGUUUCAUCAAAGUUCUUACAGACUCUGUCUCAGUGGUGUUGUCAAACACAGUCUCUUGUUCUACACAACCUCAAAACUCGAUCUCGCAGCAAGAAUGAAAGUAAAGAUGAAUACUUAAGGAACACAAGAGGCUGUCUGGAGGAGGGGCUGGAGGCGGUGCUUAAGUCAGCAGGGCGGAGUCUCAUUGCUCUGAGCAUCUCUCAUUGCCCGAACAUUUUGACGGACAGGUCGCUGUGGCUUGUAAGCUGUCACUGUAGAGCGCUGCAGUCGCUGACGUACAGAAGUGCGUCAGAUCCAGUGGGACAGGAAGUGAUCUGGGCACUGGGGGCGGGAUGUAGAGACAUCACAACACUGCGCAUCGCUCCACUGCAGCCCUGUUUGCGGCCCAAUCACUUUAGUAACCGAUGCUUGCAGACGAUUGGUCGAUGCUGGCCGAACUUGUGUCGGGUGGGUGUGGGCGGGGCUAGGUGCAGAAUUCAGGGAUUGGCCUCUUUGGUGAGGAACUGUGUGAAUGUGUGUGUGUUGGAGUUGGAUCAUAUGAACGAGUUGAAUCAGGAAGGAGCGGCAGAACUCUGCAGAUACGGACUCCAGCAGCUACACACACUCACAUUCAUCUCUACACCUGUCACUGCUAAAGCCAUACUGCACUUUAAAAGUGUGUGUAUGAAUCUGAAGUGUAUAGUUGUGCAGGUGAGUAUCACUGAUUACUUCGAGGACGCUGACAAUGAAGAAGCCCAGAGAUUAUUUGAAGAAAUAGUCAACAAUCUACAGGCAUUGAGAAAGAGACCAGGCCUGUUUGAUGUUCUGCACAUCAAGGUGGACAAACCCUGAACAUCUGAUCAGUGUCUGAUUAUGACAAUCUGAUGCAUACACAAAUAUCCUCUCACACAUCAUUCUUACUGACGUACAGAUGCACAUAUUUAGCAUAACUAAACUUGCUCAGGUCCUUUUCUUUUUAUUGUUGGAGUAGUUUUAGACGUAUAGAUCAAAUAUCAGGUUAGUUGAAGUAGUAAUGUUGUCUGAAUUUAAACAUCCGUGUUCCUGUGCGUGAUCGGUGUGCAUGUUGUUGAGGUUACAUACAUGUUAUGUUUUCUGAAGAAUAUGUAAGUGGUUCUUGCCAAUGCAAAACUUGCUGCCAGAAGAAAGAAAAUAAGGAGAUAAAAAAAACGUCCUGAUAUGGGAUGGAGCUUCCAAAAACAUUUAAGACAAUCUAAACUGAUUGUAACUUUUCCAGGUCACAAAGACAUUUAAUCGUCCUACUGUAGAUACUUUAAAGCACAGUUGCUCAGAAGAGAUCUUGCACUUUGUUGUGUUUUAAUUCUGAACUGUCACAUAAACACUUAAAAAUGAAUCCAGUUCCAUAUCAUGGAUCUGCCACUCAAGGAAAAGUGUUGAGUGUUGCGUUUGUUAUGAAGAAGCACAAAUGAAACAUUUUACGGUGCCAGAUUUAUAAUGUGUGACAGUGUCUUUAAGAGAGCAGAUAUGUCUUAUGUUAAAAAUACAUCACAGUAUCUAUUCACAGUUUAUGAACUCGCCUGUACAGUAUUAGUAAAGUGAAAAUGAGUUAUACAAAGAAAGUUUGAACCCAAAUAUUUGGGAUAUCCAGGUCAAUAUUACCUCAUUAAUCAAAUACAUUUAUGAAUGGUGCAUUUUCAAAGUGUGAUGUACGGUGGCCCAGGAGUGCACAACACAGCAAAAUUAGCAAAGCAAAUAAAAGCUGAAAACACAACCAGUGUGUGGUAGUAACAGAUUACAUGUAAUCUGGAUUACAUAAUCAGAUUACAAAAAUCAAGUACUUUUAUUUGGAUUAAAUUACAUUUUAAAAUACUCGUAAUUGGACUACAGUUACUUUUUUAUAGAUGACCUGAUUACAUAUUAACAAGGCAACGGUGCUAAAUUGUUAAUAAUUUAUUGAUCAUUUUCAUAUCAGUAUCAUCAUAUUCUGACUACCACACCUGGAGUCGCGACGUUUGAAUCCAGGGUGUGUUGAGUGACUCCAGCCAGGUCUCCUAAGCAACCAAAUUGGUCCGGUUGCUAGGGAGGACAGAGUCACAUGGGGUAACCUCCUCGUGGUCGCUAUAAUGUGGUUCUCGCUCUCGGUGGGGUGCGUGGUGAGUUGUGCGUGGAUGCCGCGGAGAAUAGCGUGAAGCCUCCACACGUGCUACGUCUCCAUGGUAACGCGCUCAGCAAGCCACGUGAUAAGAUGCGCGGAUUGACGGUCUCAGACGUGGAGGCAACUGAGAUUCGUCCUCCGCCACCAGGACUGAAGCGAGUCACUACGCCACCACGAGGACUUAGAGCGCAUUGGGAAUUGGGCAUUCCAAACUGGGGAGGAAAAGAAAAAAAAAAUAAGUAGUAAGGGUUAAAAGUAAGUGUGUCAGAGAUUUGAGCUGUUAGUUUGACCCUGCAAAUUAAUUGCUGUUGAUUUCAGGUUUAUUACUGUUUGUUCAUGUAAUGAUUCUAUUAUUUUAUGCACUUAAAAUGAACUAGAUAUGGUUUAAAAAUAUAUAUAUAAUUUCUUACUACCUCACCAAUGGUGUGCAGCUCACACACUGAACUUAAUUGCUUCAAAGGAUCUAGUGGAUGCCAUCUCUAAGGGUCCUGCCCACAGGGUACACAGUAGUUCAGCUGUGUGUGAAGCAAUAUGGAAUAAAGCCCAUCGCUCUGCUGUUUCUGCUGAUGCACUGGAGUCCACUGCAUGAAACUUGACACAAUUAUUGCUUGUGUCACUCAGUGGAACUCUGCUGUUUUAAAAUAUUCUGCUCUUUUAGAAUAUAUUCUUGCUGUUCAAAAGACCUUGCACCUCAGCUUUGGAGUAGGUGAUGGACUAUCAGUAAGCAGUAAGGGUUAAAAGUGUUUCAGUGUGAAAGGUUUGACCUAGCAAUGCCACUGCUGUUGAUUUUAUGGUCAUUAAUGUUCGUAAUGCUGCUUUUGUUUUAUGCACUUAAAAUGAACUUGACGUCUCAGUGUUUUGAAUUAUCAACUUUGGCCAUGCACUGUCACUGCUAUUUGACUGAUUGCUUAUUUCAUUCAUGUAAUGUUUAAUGCACUUUUUAAAAAUGUCAUAAGGAGCUCUUUAUGUCAGUAAUAAAGAAUUUGUUAUUGCACUUUUAUGUUAAUAUGAUUGUCCUACUCAAAUGCAUGUGACAUAAAA
Messenger RNA from Myxocyprinus asiaticus (Chinese sucker), 4744 nucleotides. Its product is annotated as F-box only protein 41-like. The transcript has 14 exons. Lineage: Eukaryota; Metazoa; Chordata; Actinopteri; Cypriniformes; Catostomidae. Gene Ontology annotation, molecular function: protein binding. The record is from RefSeq and is a predicted model, not a curated record. The coding region runs from base 211 to 2421 and encodes 736 amino acids.